AUGGCUCUCUGGGAUCUGCGUCCAGAAGAGGUGCUUGGCCGGCCGAUGGAUGAGGCACGGGUCUCGGGUCGGAUAGAGACCUGGGCCCGCACUCUACCGGCGGCAGGGAAGGGUGUUGAUCGCCUCGAAUUGACGCUCAAAGCCGCCACUCCUGAGCUAGACGCCGCGGCCGCCAUCGGCUGCUCAUUUGUGCCUGGGCUAAGUAACGACGAGCUUGCCCCAGUUGGCGUCCAGAAGCUGGAGACAGACGAUCUUCACUCGUCCUGA
Messenger RNA from Parascedosporium putredinis, 267 nucleotides. The record is from the annotation of a GenBank genome assembly. NCBI's taxonomy places the organism in Eukaryota, Fungi, Ascomycota, Sordariomycetes, Microascales, Microascaceae.